AUGACUUCUUUUCCACCAGCAAGCCUUGCCGUGAAAGAUGCAGGACUCCUCCUCGCCAACCCCUACCUCCCUAUGGAAGCGGGUGUGGCCUACGCCGAAGAUGGCAUUUGUCACAUUGCCGCAUCAACCUACAUGAAAGGUAGCACCGGUGCAAUGAUAGACUGGUGGUUUGGCUGGAUCCAUAGCACGGAGCAGUACAAGAUCUGGCAUCCACGCGACCAUGUAUUCUCCGAUUGGGAGGGGCCCCGCGAGAACAACAGCACAUACAUUGGCGGCCACCAUCUCGUCCAUGAAUAUAUUGGAGGUGAGCUACAGAAGCUGAAGAUCUCAUUUAAAGAUCCAAGUGAAUACUUCGGGUCCAACUGGAAGGACGCCUUUAAAGAGGCCGGGUACUCCACAGCAGUGUGUGGACGUACUGGAAUGUGGGAUGACGAGACGGGCAAUGUAGUCUAUGUUGGACACUUGAUCCACUUGAUCAAGGACGAACCUGAUGGUGUGCGGAUGCGAUCUCGCUUUUGGCUGGGAGAUGUGGAAGGAAUUACGGACCCGGAGAUCAGGAAGACCAAUGUGCCACAGAAGUUUGCAAUGGGCUUAAUGCAGCAUGCUACAGAGGAGAUGGCUAUCCUGGCUACUGUUCUGCCGGAAUUAUAUGCAAAGUACUCGAAGGACUCGGGAGAGAAGCUGUGA
This is a messenger RNA of Penicillium atrosanguineum, 687 nucleotides long. RefSeq lists its product as uncharacterized. NCBI's taxonomy places the organism in Eukaryota, Fungi, Ascomycota, Eurotiomycetes, Eurotiales, Aspergillaceae. Gene Ontology annotation, molecular function: hydrolase activity. The transcript has a single exon. The record is from RefSeq and is a predicted model, not a curated record. Bases 1 to 687 code for a protein of 228 amino acids.